Messenger RNA from Cucumis sativus (cucumber), 1357 nucleotides. RefSeq lists its product as uncharacterized. Bases 153 to 773 code for a protein of 206 amino acids. Gene Ontology annotation, cellular component: endomembrane system. Gene Ontology annotation, biological process: vacuolar proton-transporting V-type ATPase complex assembly. NCBI's taxonomy places the organism in Eukaryota, Viridiplantae, Streptophyta, Magnoliopsida, Cucurbitales, Cucurbitaceae. The record is from RefSeq and is a predicted model, not a curated record. The transcript has 4 exons.
UUUGUUCCAAACGUUUGUUAGUUAAUGUUAAAAUUGCUUCAUUUACUUCCCCCUUGAAAUCCAUUUUUAGUUGCCUUGAGCGCUCGUCUUCCACCCGUCUCGUCGGCGCCAACGAUAUCGCUGCUCUCAAACUGGCACGACCCCUUUCUACGAUGAUCAACGACCACGCACUUCCCUCAGGUCUUGUUCUGUCUCACACCGAAGCAAUUCGCUCCUUUCUCACCUCGGCGUCAAUAGAUUCACAGCUUUCUGACGAACUCCGGCAGAUUGCUUCAGAUCUCGUUUCACAACGCAACAUUCCGUAUAAGCUGCUGAGAGCUAUCUGGUUUGCUACGGAAUCGUCCACACGGCCGGACUUGCUCCGUCUUUUGGCUGGAUCAGAGUUCGUCUUUACAAGCCCUAAACCCAGGGAGAAGAGUGAGGAGUUAAAGGCUAGACUGAAGAAGCUUGCAGAUGUAGCAGAGAGGAAGGCCUAUCAGGAACUAGUGAAAGAUAUUGCACCUAAGAAACCAAUUGAUGAGCCUUUCUCUUCCUACAAGGAUCAGCUCGGAUUCGGUUUACAUGUCGUGUUGAUAAUGUUUACCGGCUAUCUUGUUGGGUAUGCUUUAUUCCGAGCAUUGUUUAGGCAUGAUCCAAUCAUGAGUGCCGCUGGAGGUAUCCUUGGAUUAGUUUUCGGCAUGCUCGUAGAAACACUUCUUUUCAUCAUUCGAUCAUCCAAUUACGAUAAUCGGUCUUCAUCAUCUUCCCGUUCUAAGCUGAAGAAGAGUCAGUAGAGUUCCUUCUAGAGGUUUGCCUUUCUUUAUACUUAAACCAUGGCAUCCGUGCCUACAGUUUCUAAUAUAACCCAUUAAGUUAACUUUCGUCCUAUGCUGUAGAUCCAAGCAUAAACAAGUAAUAACAAGGCCUUGUUAAUGCACUUGCUUCAAUUUAUUUGUACAAAGACACGUUCUUCACAUCAAGAGAAUUGAGAAGCAAUAUGUAAUGCUUCAGCCUAUGACCACAGAAAAUGUUCUUCACAUCAAGAGAUAUGUAAUGAUUGUAUUGUACUCUCUUCAGCCUAUGACUACAGAAAAAGGAAAGCUCAAUCAUGCCCUUCAAAUAAUUGUCUUUUGGAAGAGAAACCUUAAUGUAAAUUUUUUUUACUUCAAAUAACAAUCCGUUUGAAAAUUGAAGGUAGCCUUUUGGUGUCCAUUGAUCUGAUGUUACACGGUCGACAGCAUCCGACAAGUUUGCCCUUUUUUUUGAAGGGUGUCUAACUGUAUCGAUACUUUUUUUUCGGUUUGAUGUAUAAUGUUUUAACAACAAGUUAGCAAUUAUUACAUCAAAUAAAAUUUCAAUGACAGUGACAUUGAUCUCA